GGCAAUCGAAAUAGUGAAUGGCCUUAGGUUACAUAUCCAUUACGAGAUUGGGUUUGGAUCCUCUUAUGGCUCCUUGGUGAACAAUGAGGAAUUUGAGAAGCAGCGCCAACUUCUCGUGGCCUCUCAAAGAAUGCUCUUUCACUGCCGUGGGGGAUUAUAUUCGGCCUUUAAAGGCCGUCGAUGAACUUAUGUCACUCUGCUUGAACUCGGGUUACCAUCCUGCCUACAUCAUUAAGCACCUUGAACCCGGUUUAAAUGAUAAGUUUGGGCCUUUCCUUACUAAACUAUGGAACAACAAACUUGACAACCCCGACAAGUGGCAGGACAUCUCCUGGUCUAAGUCCCUUCCUAUCUCUGAGGAUAUUGCAAAUAGCCUAGAUGUGUACAGGCCGCAGUUGGAAUCGUCUUUGGAAGAGCAAGUAAUAACCUGGACAGUAGACGUGGACAACAAAUCCACGACGGUUUCAGUAAUCAGUGGGGACCAACGUAUUAUUGACAAGGCUUCUCAAAUUCUUGAACUCAUGGCCAAGAGCACUGUGGACCCAGAAGUGAUAUUACAGAUAAUUGAUGGAAGUCAGCAACAUGUUAACCUUAGGCUUUGGAAUGAAGGUGGUCUUUGCAUGAAAUUUGGUUGUGAAGAGGAGGUAAGUUUGAAAUGGCAGGAAUGGCUGAAGGGCCCCAGAAUGAAGGAAAUAGCCGAGAAGAUGCAGUGUAAAUUUUUUCUACACAAGCACGGCCUUACUGCUGUUGGUACAUAUGAUGGUUUGGAGAUGCUGAGGAUGGUAGUGGAAGGCUUCCUUGUUUACAAUGUUGAUCCUGCAAACUUUAUGGUGACAAUUGCACACAAACUAUCAAAUGAGACUGCUAAGAGUCGCUGCAAAAGUUGUAUCAGACGUAACGCCUGGUUUGUGCAAGAUGCUUGGCCUAUGGUCAAGUCUUCUUUAGAUGAGCACGGCAUCUUAAGCGAUCUGAAAAUGGCUGAUCGUUCCAUGACAACCUCCAAAACCGUGAAGACUAAGGACCCAGAGCUUUUUCUCAGGGCCAGGAUUCUUCUUGAACUACUAGGAGGCGCUAGUAUUCCAGCUUCACUUGCUAUAGAAAUUAUGAACGGUCGCAGGCAACAUAUCUUCAUGAGGAUUGGGCAUCAAGAAGGUGGUCUGUGCUCAAGGUUUGGGAUCAAGGAGGACGAGCACAAACAACGGUUGGUGAAAUUUAUGGCCGCUGAUAAGGAUCUUUCUGACUUGACAGACACGACUGUUCGUCACGUUGGUCACACUGUUCUUCUGUUGGGGCGAGCUGAUGUUGUUGGUAUCUCGGGGCGAGAUGAUGGGUUGGAGAUGGCGAGGACUCUGGUUGAAGGCUACAUUGUUCAUGGCAGGGAGCAUGCAUGUGUGACGGAACACCGGGAAAUUAAGAAGUCCAGAAAAAGAAAGUAUAGAGAAGUGAUGUAUUGCCUGAGGGAAAAAACAGGUAACUCCUUUUGAGUUUGGUGCACUCAAAUUUUAGGCCACUCAGAAAAAGAAAGUAUAGAGAAGUGAUGCAUUGCCUGUUGGAAAAAACAAGCGAAGCGGAGUCUCUCCUUUCAAAUUUUAGGCCACUCAAGUAAAUUCACGAACACCAUCUCUUUCUUAAUUUUGUUUUAAUCCUUAAAGAAACCAAGGGACGGUUGGCUGUAGUCGUUUGCGGGCAAACAAAAAUUGGGUGUGAAAUAUUUUUCCGUCUA
Messenger RNA from Pyrus x bretschneideri (Chinese white pear), 1723 nucleotides. RefSeq lists its product as uncharacterized. Gene Ontology annotation, molecular function: RNA binding. NCBI's taxonomy places the organism in Eukaryota, Viridiplantae, Streptophyta, Magnoliopsida, Rosales, Rosaceae. Bases 84 to 1484 code for a protein of 466 amino acids. The record is from RefSeq and is a predicted model, not a curated record. Gene Ontology annotation, cellular component: small-subunit processome; nucleolus. The transcript has 16 exons.